UCCUGAAAAACAACCAUUGCCCAUAUAUCCAAAUACAGCCCACAAAUUCCACAUUAAUCAGAUAGCAAUCAAAAACAAGAAAUGGCAGUGUCUUCACUAUCCUUUACAUCACCAAAGCUUCAAGCCUUCACUCCAAAACCCACUUUUAAGGCUUCUUCACACCAAUCAACUCCUUGUAUCAACAAGAAACAAAUUUUCCAAGUGGGUGUUGGAAUUUUGGCUGCUUCAAUAGUGGUUUCAGCACCUUUAAAUGCUGAUGCUACCAGAAUUGAAUACUAUGCAACCACUGCUGAGCCAACUUGUGAGUUCAAUUUUGUCCGCUCUGGACUUGGGUAUUGUGACAUUGAUGUUGGGUCUGGUCAAGAGGCUCCAUAUAAUCAGCUCGUUAAUAUUCACUAUACUGCAAGGUUUGCAGAUGGUAUAGUUUUUGACAGCAGCUAUAAACGUGGUCGAGCCCUGACCAUGCGCCUCGGCAUGGGCAAGGUGAUCAAGGGACUAGAUCAGGGAAUCUUGGGAGGUGAAGGGGUACCACCAAUGCUAGUUGGUGGAAAACGUAAGCUUCAGAUUCCUCCACAUUUGGCAUAUGGACCAGAACCAGCAGGCUGCUUUUCAGGAGACUGCAAUAUUCCUGGAAAUGCAACACUUGUAUAUGACAUCAAAUUCGUUGAAAUAUACUCUGGAAACAGGAAAAUGUGAUAUGAUGAGAAAUCUGAAGCUCAAGCACAACUAUGAAGAAUUCUUCUCCUUCCCCUCGAAGCAUCUGCAGUUUCUCUCAAGCCAAUUACUUGUUAAGAGAAUUGACAUUGGGUCAAACUCAACCUCAAAAGCUAGCUCAUGAAGUGAGGAUUCAAUUGUCUAUCCCCAAACAAUGUUGGGACUACUAACAAUCCCGUACGCCCAGGCUUACUGAUUGAAGCAUGGACAACAUAAAAUGGGGGCCCAACAUCAAAUAAAUUAAAAUUUGGGAUGAGUCUAACUUUGAUACCCUAUUAAGAAAAUGGACUUCGGCCUAAAUCAACCGUAAAAGCUAGCUCAUGAAGUGGAUUGUCGAAUUGCCCAUCCCACAAACAAUGUGGCACUACUAACAAUACUCCACAUCAUGCAGAAUGGUCUUCCAGUCUUUUUUGUCUCUUUCCUCAUUUUCUGGCUUUGCCAACUGUUUAGCGCUUGCUUUACAUUUGUUGGCAUAACCCAUUGGACUCCAUAAAGGUUAAGAAACAUGCACCAGAGUUAGUGCCCAAAGAUCAUGCUACCACCUAUGGAAAUGUUAAUGAGGAGAUGUUCGGACAUACAAUCUGCCUUGACUCUGUUGCACUUUGGUCUAGCUAGCACCUGUAGUUGAACUGCUGAUCUAUCCGCAAUAUCCAUUGUAGUUAAUGAUCAAAAAAAUAACCAUUGUUUGUAUUAAACAUCAAAUUUCACUUUCAAGUAUUCACCAGUUUAGUUUUAUGGUGAACUUCUUUGAGUAUUGGACUCUGUGCUAUGCUGAAAUGCUUUAUAUGUUGUGGCAUCUGUAAUGGAAAUCAUGGUGACUAGUUGUCUACAAUGAUAGUAGCGAUCAAAAUGUAGAGUGAUUUUAGUUGGCAUU
Messenger RNA from Solanum dulcamara, 1588 nucleotides. RefSeq names its product photosynthetic NDH subunit of lumenal location 4, chloroplastic. NCBI's taxonomy places the organism in Eukaryota, Viridiplantae, Streptophyta, Magnoliopsida, Solanales, Solanaceae. Bases 82 to 696 code for a protein of 204 amino acids. The record is from RefSeq and is a predicted model, not a curated record. The transcript has 6 exons. Gene Ontology annotation, molecular function: peptidyl-prolyl cis-trans isomerase activity. Gene Ontology annotation, cellular component: chloroplast.